Molecule: messenger RNA, 1589 nt
Organism: Impatiens glandulifera
Lineage: Eukaryota; Viridiplantae; Streptophyta; Magnoliopsida; Ericales; Balsaminaceae
Product: probable ADP,ATP carrier protein At5g56450
Exons: 2
Coding region: 355-1350 (331 amino acids)
Biological process (GO): mitochondrial ATP transmembrane transport; mitochondrial ADP transmembrane transport
Cellular component (GO): mitochondrial inner membrane
Molecular function (GO): ATP:ADP antiporter activity
Source: RefSeq, a predicted model, not a curated record
GGAUGGAUAAUUGUUUAUUAGAGAAAGGAUGAACAGCUUUUAUUGUUUUACGGACGGGCGAACUCAAAAGAGUUCGGGCAUAUGUUCGCACUUCCAUUUCAAUCGCCAAGCCAAGUAGAGUUUAGAGCGAGACAGAUUCAUAUAAUCAACUGAUCAAGAUUACAGACAUUUUUCCCUUCGCCGGAAACCCUAUCCCUGAAACUUCAAGAUUGCCAUGAUUCUAAUUUUUCAAGUCAAUUAUUUGAUUCUAGAUACGUCAUACUUAUUCACAUAUACCUAUCAAUAUAUACACACGGAUCAUAUACGCUCGUAAACACCGACAUAGAUUUAGGUUUGGGGAUCUAAUUUCAGAAAAUGGUUGUUGAAAAUGGGGGACAAGAGAAGAUCCCCCAGUCGGAACUCAAUUUGAAUGAAAAGGCCAUGUUGCUAACUCCCUACGAUUGGCUAGCCAACUUUCACAGGGAUCUGAUUGCUGGGGCAGUGAUGGCGGGCAUGGUCCACACGGUCGUUGCCCCAAUAGAGAGGGCGAAACUUCUUCUUCAGACACAAGAGAGUAACGCCGCCAUCAUCCGCGCGCCUCACCGCCGCUUCAAGGGAAUGGUCGAUUGUCUCGUCCGUACCGUCCGAGAGGAAGGCAUUCUCUCCCUUUGGAGGGGUAAUGGCAGCAGCGUCCUACGCUAUUACCCUUCUGUUGCCCUUAAUUUCUCCCUCAAGGAUCUUUACCGAAGCAUAUUGCGCAGUGGCAGCUCUAAACAGAACAGCAGCUUUCUAUCUGGGUCAGCCGCUAAUUUCAUUGCUGGGUCUGCAGCAGGAUGUACGACAUUGAUCAUAAUCUAUCCUCUUGAUAUCGCCCAUACCCGAUUAGCUGCUGACCUCGGAAACACUGAAGCACGUCAGUUUAGAGGCAUAUACCAUUUCCUCAGUACAAUACACAAGAAAGAUGGUAUACGGGGCAUCUACAGAGGCCUUCCAGCUUCUCUUCAAGGAAUGGUGGUUCAUCGUGGUCUAUACUUUGGUGGGUUUGAUACGAUUAAAGAGAGGAUGUCAGAAGAAUCAAAAGAGGAGCUUGGGCUGUGGAAGCGUUGGGUGGCGGCUCAGGUGGUGACUACUUCGGCUGGUUUGAUAUCAUAUCCAUUGGAUACAGUUAGGAGGAGAAUGAUGAUGCAGUCUGGAUUGGAACAGCCAAUGUAUAGAAGUACGUUGGAUUGUUGGAAGAAGAUAUAUAUGAGGGAGGGAGUCGUCUCUUUUUAUCGUGGGACUCUUUCGAAUGUGUUUAGGAGUACUGGGGCUGCUGCUAUUUUGGUCAUGUAUGAUGAGGUGAGGAAGUUUAUGAACUGGGGAAGAUUGUAGUGUUAUUAGAUUUUGAUCCAUAUUGGAUCAUUUGUCUUUUGUUUUGUUUUGUGGAUUUGAACAAAUAGUUGAUGGAUUAUGUAUAGAUAAUAGAAGAAGAAUGAUGUAGAUAGUAGUGAAAUGUCUUGAACAGUUCAAAAGAUUUUUGACAGUAUGUGGGAUCUCUAUCAAAUUGAUGUUGGAGACGAGACAAGUUCAUAAACCACUACUACUAUUUUUGAGACUUCUUCUAUCUUUUA